This is a messenger RNA of Porites lobata, 3439 nucleotides long. Lineage: Eukaryota; Metazoa; Cnidaria; Anthozoa; Scleractinia; Poritidae. The record is from the annotation of a GenBank genome assembly.
AUGAACUACAGCUACUGCCCUGAUACAGAAGAAGAAGGAGGAAUGUCCAGUAACUUUGAGGACACGCCAAGAAAAGUAGAUUCCUCCACGGCAAUUCCUGCAGCUGAAAACGUGGUCGAAAGGUGACAAAUUAUACUUUCUUUUGUUAUUUACAUUUUCCAUUAUUCGUUUGCAAAGUAAUUCUCAUCUGUACGAUAGAAUGCAUUUCUCUUACGUGAGAGUUGUGAUUGCUUUGACUUAGCAUACACAACUAAAAGAUGAGACCGAUGCUAAGUUUUACAGUUUUUCAAGUAAAAUACCAGCAUUGCCACAAUUAUACGUUUCUUUUCUGUGUGAGAUAGUACGAGAUACCUUUUCUUCUAUGCAAUAUUCGUAUACCACAAAAUUUUGAGCCAUAGAAAGUUUUCAUCAUAAUUAUGAUACAAAGAAAACUGUAGUCCUGCAAUGAAUAGCACGUAAGGCUUUGCUCUAUGUCAAAAUAGUUAUAAUUUUUGUUGAUAUCUUUUAUCCCUUCAUUUGUGUGUGAGAUAUUGCUAAUUUUGUUCCUGUAUUUUUGUGCUAAUGUUUUCCAUUCCCUCUUUCAAAGAACAUGAUCCCAUGAUUUGUAGGAUGUUUUUUACUCGUUAUUUUAUUUAGAAUAAAUUUGCAAAGUCAAGAGGGCAUUGAACUGCCCAGGGCAGUCUUUUGGACCAGUUAAACUCUACACGUCGCUGUGCAACUCCGCUGCCUUGUUCCAGUGAUUUUAUUACCUCUGCAAAAUGUGUCCCUGAUGGAUGAAAAUCCCCAAUGAAGCAAAAUUUUCGUAUGUCUCCUGUACGAGGCAAAGAUCAAAUGAUUGACCUGAUUUGUGUUUGUUGGAUGUCUUGUUAGGGGGAUUUCUGGGCUGUUCUUGUGUCUCAUGUUAAAUGAGGCUUGUUUCUUUUAGUCUUUGACGUGCUUUACAAAAGGAGGAGUUUUAUUUUAUUUCGGUGAACUGUAAUACAGAGGAGCUCAUAACUUUAUCAAAAGACGAGUUCCAUCACUCACCAUAUCUAUUUGUUAAAAUCCACUGUUGUUCUAAGUCAUACACUACAGACAAACUUGAAACAUUCAAAAUAGUCUUUCAAUAAAGAGUAAUGGCCAAUUUUCUUUUCAACAGGCUUAUUGGUACCAGUUUCCACAGUAAACAAAGGUCUGGGAGGGGCCAUAAAGGUCAUGCUCGCAUGCACUGGCUGUGGGCAAAGAAUACAUUAUGUAAGCAGCAUGGUUUGCCUCACUGGAACGAAGAAGAACCUGUGUAUCGCUUGCCUUAGGUCUGUGCUUCCUCAUCUGGGGGCAUGGUUACCCUUCUGAUCACAAAAUUCUCAAGUUAGGUUGGGGAAUUCACACCCUUUCUCAUGUUAGUUUUUAUAAUAUAGUUAAAUUGGCUCAUCCGUGUGUGAAACCUGUGUUGGAUGGGAUUUGUUCAAUGGGCAAAAGUGAAAUGAAAGACAAACCCCACUCAGAGCUUGGCAGCUGGAAGAAAGCUGUGACCACUUCUAAUGGCUGCUGGCUUAUUAGAGGACAUCAUGGCCAAUGUUGUACUUUUGUCAUUAUUAAUUUCUUAACUGGGUCUACGUUAUAUUAUGGUCAUUCUGUUAUAAGGGGUUCAAACAACAUAUGUGAUUCAGAUCUCUGGGAGGGUACUUCAAAGGCAGCCGAGGGUCAUCUAGCUGAGGUCUGUUUCACUAAAGCAAAAGAGGAGGGCAUGGUGGUUGCCAUUAAUUGGCAAGAUGCUGACUCCUCAUCAGCAAAAUCAUUUCGCUAUGUGUUCCCUGAUAACUCUCUUAGCCGUGUCAUGCUUUGUGGAGGUCAUGUAGGUCGUGCACAUGGCAACAACCUUUAAGGAAUAUAAGGGGAAAAAGUCUGUGGAUUUGUCUUUUGUGGCCACUCACUAGAAGGAUUGUCCUGAGCUAGGAAAAGCAAAAUGUAAGUGUGCUGGCAAGGGAGCCCACUCGAAAACGUGUGGUUGUAUGUCAGAUGAAUUUCUGGCUAGAGCUAAAAGCAACCACUUUUCAGCACUGAAACAGGCUGGGAAUGACCCAGAGGAAUAUGUCAAUCGUCUGCGUAUUCUGGGAAAAUAUCAUUCCCAUGACGUUCAUGAGUGGAUUGGAGAUCAUGGCAAAACACACAGAUGUCCUUGGCACCCCCGACAUGUUUGCUCUUGUGGCAAAUGUGACAAACAGGAUAGUGUAGACAGUGCAGAUAGUGAAACAGGAAGGCAGGUAGAUCGGGAGGAGGGUAGGGAAGAUAGUGAAGAGGGCAGCAUCAAAGGUAGCGAGGAUAGUAAAGAUAGUGAAGACAGUGAUGGGGAAUACAAUACUAAUUACAGUUGUGAGGGUAAGCCCUAUAAGGUCAGGGCGAGGCCACUUACAUGUGAACUCCACAGCCUUCUUUACGAGAUUGAGUGCAAUCGGAUUGCAGAGAAGGCAACGGAGGUCAUACAUUCAGUAAUGGGUAAGGGCCAUUCCAAUUUACCCGAGAGUAAAUUUAGUGUCCUCACAAAGUUCAGACCUAAGGACACGAACCUCCACCAAAUUCAUUAUGAAGUAUCAACAAAUAUGGGCCUUUGUCAGAGUAACAUGACGUACCUUUUAUAGCGCAAAGGCACUACUUAACACUGGGUUUUGGAGUUACAGACAAGGCCAAGCAGAAGAGAGUGGCCUUUAAGCAAAAGCGUCAGCAAGAACAAAAGAAGAGGUACAGUACUUGAUUGAGUUGCUAGGCUAUCAUGUUCAUUAUAGUGUCAAUGAAAAUGGUUCAUUUUUUGCGCCAGCUACGCUUUGGCUUAGUUUUGUUCAUUUGGCUGUGGAUUAUACACUGCUCAAUAACAUUAUCGAUAAUGAUAUAGCUGUAAGAUGUAGAACAUUAAUGUUUUAAUCAUCCCUGUCACUUGAAAUCCGGAGUACCCCCUUCCUCCCACCCUGGGGGUCAGUUGUUGUAAUUUUCCUAAACAAUACUUUUUUUCCUUACAAAUACUUUGAUUCUUUUUCUCUCUUUUUUGUUGUUGUCUUUUAUCAGGCGUCAAUUUACUAAGCGUCAAAGAAUUGUCCACACCUAUGGAAAUGAGGAUGAUGAGGAUGAUCUGGAUGAAGAUGUGGCCUUGGCAAUGGUAUUACAGAACACUGCUGGAACUGAAGUCAAUGCGUCAGCUGGACCAUCUAGGGCCAAUUCCAAAACGUGCGUGUGUGGAGGAACUGAACAUCUUCGUAGAUCAAGCAUGUUGUGACCAUUAAAUAAGAGGCAUUCAAAGUGACACUUUAAUUAUUUUGGGAAAAAGUAAUUGAUGUACAAUAUUUUUAUCAGUGCAGCCCAGUAGGCUUAGGGUGAAAUAUUUUGAUAAAGUGAUCUUUUCAGUAUUGUUGUUGAUACUCACGAAGGAAAAGUCCACAAUAGCUUGAUUUUGAAUGGAAAGUGGUAA